UCCCGCGGUCCCACCAUCUUGUCCCAUGGCCUCGCCUCAGCCACCAGCUGGCGACCAACCAUAGUGCCAGCGGCGACAACAGCGGGUUCCUGGAAACAUGAUUGCUCAUCAGUCUUGAUCUUGCAGCUCAGCAACGACUCCUCCUCCAACCAUGUCAAGCUCAGGCUACCCUCCUAACCAAGGAGCGUUUAGCACAGAACAGAACCGUUACCCAACACAUUCGGUCCAGUAUACGUUCCCUGGCAGCCGACACCAACAGGAGUUUGCUGUGCCUGAUUUUCGCACUUCUCACUUGGAAGUCAGUCAAGCCACCCAGUUUCUACAGCAGCAGCAGCAACUCCGGCGGAGGCCUUCCUUGCUUUCCGAAUUUCACCCUGGAUCAGAUAGGCCCCAGGAAAGGAGGUCGGGCUAUGAGCCACAGUUUCAUCCUGGCCCGUCACAAGGUGAUCAUGACUCUCUGGAGUCAAAAAGGCCGCGUCUGGACCAAGUUUCUGAUACCCCCUUCCAGCGGGUCGGUGCUUCUUCAGUCCUGCCCUUGGUCCACCCAUUGCAAGAGGGGUUACGUUCAGCAGACCUAAAGAAGGAUUCAGCUUUUGGAGGCAAGCAUGACGGGCCGCCAUCACCCAUGUCAGGUCAGCCGUGUGGAGACGACCAGAACGCUUCUCCUUCCAAGCUGUCGAAGGAAGAGCUGAUCCAGAGCAUGGAUCGGGUGGACAGGGAGAUCGCCAAAGUAGAACAGCAGAUCCUCAAGCUGAAGAAGAAGCAACAACAACUCGAAGAAGAAGCUGCUAAACCCCCAGAGCCAGAGAGGCCUGUCUCCCCUCCUCCUGUGGAACAGAAACAUCGCAGUAUUGUCCAGAUUAUUUAUGAUGAGAAUCGGAAAAAAGCUGAGGAAGCUCAUCGGAUCUUUGAAGGCCUCGGUCCCAAAGUUGAACUGCCACUUUAUAAUCAGCCAUCAGAUACGAAGGUGUACCAUGAAAACAUCAAAACAAACCAAGUCAUGAGAAAGAAGCUGAUUUUGUUUUUUAAGAGAAGAAAUCAUGCCAGGAAACAAAGGGAGCAGAAGAUCUGCCAGCGUUACGAUCAGCUGAUGGAAGCAUGGGAGAAAAAAGUUGACAGGAUAGAAAACAACCCUCGCAGGAAGGCUAAGGAAAGCAAGACACGUGAAUAUUACGAGAAACAGUUUCCCGAAAUUCGGAAGCAACGAGAGCAGCAGGAGCGGUUUCAAAGGGUUGGUCAAAGAGGGGCUGGCCUUUCGGCAACCAUUGCUCGAAGUGAGCACGAAAUCUCUGAAAUAAUUGAUGGACUUUCAGAGCAGGAGAAUAACGAGAAACAAAUGCGCCAGCUCUCCGUCAUUCCUCCCAUGAUGUUUGAUGCAGAACAGAGGCGCGUGAAGUUUAUUAACAUGAACGGGCUGAUGGAAGACCCCAUGAAGGUGUACAAGGACCGGCAAUUUAUGAACGUCUGGACCGACCACGAAAAGGAGAUCUUCAAAGAAAAGUUUGUCCAACACCCUAAGAACUUUGGCCUAAUUGCUUCCUACUUAGAACGAAAGAAUGUUCCAGACUGUGUUUUAUAUUACUACUUGACCAAGAAAAAUGAAAACUACAAAGCUUUGGUGCGAAGGAACUAUGGCAAACGGCGAGGGAGAAACCAGCAACAGAUUACCCGUCCUUCCCAAGAGGAAAAAGUUGAAGAAAAAAUAGAGGAGGAGAAGGCUGAAAAAGCUGAGAAAAAGGAGGAGGAAAAGAGAGAUGAAGACGAAAAAGAUGAAAAAGAAGAAUCCAGGGAGAACAUUAAAGAAAAGGACAAGAUCGAAGCUGCCCCUGAGGAACCUGAGGAAAGGGAGCAGACUGCUCCGAGAGGACGGAAGACUGCCAAUAGCCAAGGCCGCCGGAAAGGCCGGAUCACCAGAUCAAUGACAAAUGAAGCUGCUGCAGCAAAUGCCGCAGCCGCUGCUACCGAAGAACCACCACCUUCGCUGCCGCCCCCUCCAGAACCUUCUUUGGCAGAGCCGGUGGAAACCUCCCGCUGGACGGAAGAAGAGAUGGAAAUUGCGAAAAAAGGGUUAGUGGAACACGGGCGAAACUGGGCAGCAAUAGCCAAAAUGGUGGCAACCAAGAGUGAGGCCCAGUGCAAGAACUUCUAUUUCAACUAUAAGAGGCGGCACAACCUCGACAGCCUUCUCCAGCAGUACAAACAGAAAUCUUCUCGAAGGCCUCGCGAGGAGCGGGAAGUGUCGCAGUGUGAAAGUGUGGCUUCAACGGUCUCUGCUCAAGAGGAUGAGGAUAUUGAGGCAUCCAAUGAAGAAGAGAACCCGGAAGACAGCGAAGGUGCUGAAAAUAGCUCGGAUACCGAAAGUGCUCCCUCUCCUUCCCCGGCGGAAGCUGCCAAGUCCUUGGAAGAUGCCCCGGCUGAGAGCAGCUCUUCCAGGAUAACCGCAGAGGCAGCCGUUGAGCAGGAGUCGACCAUUAAAGCUUCCCCAGCAGCGUCCCCUCCCUUGCCAGCUCAGAGCACAAAGCUGGCUGAAAACGAGAGCGCAGAGUUCCAGGUGAAAGAGGAGGCCACAACCGAGGGGGAGGACUCCAUGGACGUGGAGAAUCGGAGCCAGAUGAUCGAUGCCAAGCCCGUGCUGAACCUGGCCGUGCAUCCCAAAGUGGAGCCUGUCGAGGCCGAAGCCAGGCUCCCGGAAGACGUCCAAGUGAAAAUGGAGGCCGAUGCCAAAGAGAGGGACGGGUGCAAACCCAGGGAGAAACUCGAGCAGGAGGACAUGGACUUCGGGCCUGCCCCACAGGCCAGUGCCCAGAGGCUGGAAGCGAAUUCAGACAACGAUUCGAGCGCCACCUGCAGUGCCGACGAGGAAGUGGAUGGAGAACCUGACAGGCAGAGACUCUACACAAUGGACUCAAAGCCUUCCUUACUGAACCCCACGGGGCCACUGCUAGUAUCAUCCACCAUUAAGCAAGGGCACAUGGACCUACAGCAGCUCCAGCAUCGAGCCGCCAUAAUCCCACCCAUGGUCUCUUCUACGUUGCAAGGGCUGCCCCAGGGGAUCCCGAUGAGCGGCUACACGCUCUUGCAGCAGCACAUUAAAGCCAUGCACAAGUCCACCAUGCUAGAGGAUCAGCAGCGCCAGAGGCAAGAGCAAAUGGAGGUGGACUGCCGGAGGUCUGCCAGUCCCUGUGGCACAUCCAAGAGUCCAAGCCUUGAGUGGGAUGGGAAACCAGUUGCCUACAUGCCUUACGCUGAAGUGAAGCGUGCCAUGGAACAAGAAGCACAGAUGCAGAAUACGGUGGUGAGAUCCGCCUCACCCUAUCGCCUGUCUCCGCAAGGGGUCAGCAAGGCCUCUCCACAGCCAGACAUGAAUGCAGCUCGCUACAGCGUUCCGCCAGUUCUCCAGCCAGCUCCUCAUCAAGUAAUAACCAGCCUACCUGAAGGGGUCCGGCCUCCAACAACGCGGCCCACCAGACCGCCACCCCCACUGAUUCCAUCUUCCAAAACAGUGAUGCCAUCAGAGAAACCGUCUUUCAUUAUGGGAGGUUCUAUUUCACAGGGGACACCUGGAACUUACUUAACGUCCCACAGUCAGUCGUCUUAUAGCCAAGACCCACCAAAGCCUUCUGUGGGUUCCAUAUCUCUAGGCCUGCCGCGACAACAGGAGUCUGCCAAAUCAGCAUCCAUGCCGUACAUCAAGCAGGAAGAAUUCUCUCCCAGGAGCCAGAACUCUCAACCUGAGGGCCUGUUGGUCAGAGCCCAGCAUGAAGGUGUGGUUCGAGGUCAGUAGCCCAAAAUCAGUUUAAAGGAAAACAUAAUAACCCGAGGGACUCCAUCCAGCAAAGUUUCUGUUGAAACGAUGGCUUCCCUGCGAGGCUCCAUCACUCAGGGGACACCGGCUCUGUCUCAGUCAGGGAUUGCGGCUGAUGUAUUGCUGAAAGGAACCAUUACCAGGCUUGCCACGGAGGACAGCAGCCCCGAGAAGUGCAGAGAUGAGUCAGCGGCGGCCAAAGGCCAUGUCAUUUAUGAAGGCAAGAGCGGGCACAUCAUAACCUAUGAUGCCAUUAAGAACGUCCGAGAGGGCACCCGUAGCCCAAGGACCGCUCACGAAAUGAGCCUGAAGAGAUCCUACGAUUCCAUAGAAGGAAACAUCAAGCAAGGGAUGUCGAUGAGAGAAUCUCCAGUCUCUGCACCACUAGAAGGAUUAAUCUGCCGCGCUCUUCCUCGGGGAAGCCCUCACUCAGAACUGAAAGAGAGGACUGUGCUGUCUGGCUCCAUCAUGCAAGGUACGCCAAGAGCUACAUCUGAGAACUACGAAGAAGGCCUCAAGUACCCCAAGAUGAUUAAGAAGGAGUCUCCGCCAACGAGGAGCUUUGAAGGUGCCAUUACCAAGGGAAAGCCGUAUGACGGGGUCACCACCAUUAAAGAAAUGGGGCGCUCCAUCCAUGAAAUCCCAAGGCAGGACCUUCUAAGCCAGGAAAGCCGCAAGACCCCGGAGAUAGUCCAGAGUGCUCGGCCUAUCAUCGAGGGUUCCAUUUCUCAGGGCACACCCAUAAAAUAUGAAAGCAGCUCAGGCCAGCCCACCAUCAAACACAACGUCAAGUCUUUGAUCACCGGGCCCAGCAAGCUCCCCCGAGGCAUGCCGCAGCUGGAGAUGGUGUCUGAAAACAUGAAGGUCGUGGAACGAGGGAAGUAUGAAGACGCCAAGGCUGGGGAGGUCCGUUCCCGCCAUACCUCUGUGGUCAGCUCCGGGCCCUCGGUCCUCCGGUCGACUCUUCACGAAGCUCCCAAGUCGCAAGUGAGCCCUGGGAUCUACGAAGACGCCAACGCAAGGAGGACCCCCGUGAACUACCCCAGCAUGUCCAGGAGUUCUCCGAUGAUGAACAGAGUCCCAGAAGCCAGCAUAUCCUCCGGGAAGACUGCAAACCACGAGAGGAAAUCCACUCUUACGCCGACGCAGAGGGAGAGCGUGCCAUCAAAAUCUCCUGUGCCAGGGGUGGAUCCUGUGGUCAGUCACAGCCCCUUUGAUCCCCACCAUAGAGGCGCUACUCCCGAGGUGUACAGGAGCCAUCUCCCUUCACACCUGGACCCUGCAAUGCAGUUCCAUCGAGCUCUGGAUCCUGCUACUGCCUACAUGUUCCAGCGUCAGCUCUCUCCCACGCCUGGAUACCCUAGCCAGUAUCAGCUCUAUGCGAUGGAGAACACCCGGCAGACCAUCUUAAACGAUUACAUCACUUCUCAGCAGAUGCAGGUCAACUUGCGCCCUGACCUUGCCCGGGGACUCUCCCCCCGGGAGCAAACGCUGGCGAUUCCCUAUGCAGGAGCCAGAGGCAUCAUUGAUCUGAACAGCAUGGCUCCCACUAUCUUAGUCCCUCACCCUGGUGGAACCAGCACUCCUCCGAUGGAGAGAAUCACAUACAUCCCUGGAACGCAGCUUGCAUUCCCAACCCGGCCCUACAACCCUCCCUCCAUGUCCCCAGGGCACCCCUCACAUCUGGCAGCAUCUGCAGUUGCAAAUGCUGAGAGAGAACGAGAGCGGGAGAGAGAGAAGGAACGAGAGCGGGAGCGAGAGCGGGAGCGGGAGCGGGAGCGAGAGAGAGAACGGGAGCGCGAGAGGGAGAGGAUAGCAGCGGUUCCCUCGGAGCUUUAUCUUCGUCCAGGUGCUGAGCAGCCAGGGAGACCUGGAAGCCAUGGCUACGUCCGCUCACCCUCCCCUUCAGUCAGGAGCCAAGAGAAUAUCUUACAGCAGAGGCCCAGCAUUUUCCAGGGAUCCAAUGGAACAAGCGUGAUCACCCCUCUGGAUCCCACCGCCCAAUUACGCAUCAUGCAGCUCCCUCCUGGUGCUCCCUCCAUAACGCAGGGGUUGCCCGCUUCACGCUACAACACGGCUGCCGACGCCUUGGCCGCUCUGGUGGACGCAGCUGCCUCUGCCCCUCAGAUGGACGUGGCCAAGUCCAAAGAGAGCAAGCAUGAUGGCGGCCGGAUCGAAGAAAACAUGGGCCGCCGGUCGGGAGUGAUUAGCGAACAGCAGCAGAUGGAACAGAAGGCGCUGGAGGCGGAGAAGAGGGGGCCUUCCGGCCCAUAUACGUCUUCGUCGUCCAGCUUUUCCAGCAGCAAGCCUCAGAGCCAGUCGUCUUCGGCCAUCUUCUCGGAAGCUGGGAAGGACAAAGGCCCCCCCUCCAUAUCCAAGUACGAGGAGGAGUUGCGGACCCGCGGGAAGACCACCAUCACGGCCGCCAACUUCAUCGAUGUGAUCAUCACGCGGCAGAUCGCCUCCGACAAGGAUGCCCGGGACCGCGGCUCCCAGAGCUCAGAUUCUUCCAGCAGUCUCUCCUCUUCCCACCGAUACGAACCACCCAGAGAUGCUAUUGAGGUGAUCAGCCCUGCAAACUCACCAAUCCCUCCCCAGGAAAAGAUGCCACCUUAUCAGCAAGAGGCCCCCAAAAUGACUCAGGCAGAAAGAGACUGCAACCGUCAGUACGAGGGGCCAGUUCACCCUUACAGGCCGCAGCAAGAUUCACCAUCGCCACAGACACCCCCUUCCUCCCAGGCCGAAGGAAUGGGACCUGUGCCACGAACCCACCGCCUGAUCACUCUGGCCGAUCAUAUCUGUCAAAUCAUUACGCAGGAUUUUGCUCGAAGCCAAGCUUCUACUCAGCCGUCUCUCCAGCCUCCCACUAGCACAUUCCAAACCUCUGCUCCCACCAGUGUCACCACAUCAAGCCGGGUGAAGACUUCUAACCGCUACAGCCCUGAAGUGCAGAUGCAGCCUGGCCCCCACCAACGGUCUGGGGCCCGAGUGUCUCCAGAAAACCUCUCUGACAAAAGCAGGGGAAGGCUUGGAAAGUCCCCCGAGAGAAGCCACCUUUCCUCAGAGCCUUACGAGCCGAUCUCACCGCCCCAAGCCUCAGCUGUGCACGAGAAGCAAGACACCUUGUUGUUGCUCUCCCAAAGAUCUGAGCCUUUGGAACAGAGGACGGACUCUCGUUCUCCAGGGAGCAUGAGCUACCUGCCUUCGUUUUUCACUAAGCUCGAGAGCACCUCGCCGAUGGUGAAGUCCAAGAAACAGGAGAUAUUUCGUAAGUUGAACUCCAGUGGUGGAGGCGACUCUGAGAUGGCUGCUGCUCAGCCGGGGACAGAAAUCUUUAACUUGCCAGCAGUCACUACCUCAGGUCCAGUCAGUGCUAGAGGUCAUUCCUUUGCAGAUCCCGCCAGCAACCUGGGCUUGGAGGAUAUCAUCCGCAAGGCGCUGAUGGGCAACUUUGAGGACAAAGGGGAGGACCACAACAUCGUCCUCCCUCAGCCCAUGGCCUUGGCCUCUGGCGGCUCUAGUUCAGCACUGCCCACGAACAGCGAAACCCGGCGGGAAGAUAUUAACCCAUCCCCCAAUCCAGGAGGAGGAGGAGUCAGCAAGCAGAAGCUGAUGGGCAAAUCCGGGAGCCGGAAGUCUAAGUCGCCAGUCCCCGGUCAGGGCUAUUUGGGAGCUGAGAGGCCUUCAUCUGUCUCGUCGGUGCAUUCAGAGGGAGACUAUCACAGGCAGACCCCCGUGUGGUCGUGGGAAGACAGGCCCUCCUCGACAGGAUCCACCCAGUUCCCGUACAACCCCCUGACCAUGCGCAUGCUGAGCAACACCCCUCCGAAUUCAAUGGCCUGUGCCCCACCAUCCGUCAGCCAGGCCGCAUCUCACCAACCGAACCGGAUAUGGGAACGAGAGCCAGCACCCCUCUUGUCGGCGCAAUAUGAGACUCUUUCGGACAGCGACGACUGACCUUGGGGAAAGGGGGGACCUUUGGAAAAAGCUUGAGUCCUUUGCAGGGUCGAAAGGCUGGUGAUUAUUAUUUUUUUUAAAAAAUGAGACGUGCCCAAAGACUUUGAAAGCGAGCGGGAAGGAUAUGCAAGAUGAAGAGGCGGCAGGAAACCUGUUCUGGAGCAGCCCCGUCGGGAGAUCUCUUCCUGCCCCUGGAACAGUCAGCAUCCUGAAGAUUAAAUAUGUAAAGAGGUUUUUUUUAAAAAAGAGAGGACUUAUUCCUGAGCGACAUCUUAUUUGUAAAGAGAACCAUAACAUAAUGUCUUUAAAAAAUCAUUCUUCUGUAAAUAGAGUAAUUUUCUGCAGUGGUUCCCCCCCCCCCCCCUUCCCUGGCUAGAGUAUCUGGUGUACUUAUGUUUCAAAUCAUUGCAUAAACCUUUGGGGGUCAUUUUAUAUUUUUUUUUAAGCAUUUUCUCAAGUGUAGGUUGUUCAUAAUCUUUUUAAGGCGCCAGCCACCUAGAACAUCAGCCUUUCGCUGUUGUCACUGAAGCGAAGGGAAGAAUGUGCGUAAUGCUCCGAUGUUCCAGGUGGGAUGUCUGUCCUUGGCCACACCGGGCAGCAGGCGUCUUUGGCUCAUCUCCCGGAUACUGCUGUUUGCAGGCAGUGCUGAUAUAUAUUUUUCCAUCCAAUUCCGCACAUGCUUUUCCCCCCCCUUCUGUGGUUGUUCAAGAUCUUGUGGAAAAUAACUUUUUAAAAAAGCUGACCCCUCCCAAUUUUAACUAGUCUCUGGAGUAAAAAAAAAAAAAAAAGCUUUUUAAUGACGUUGCCACGCUGUAAAUUUUUUCCAUCCGGUAAUUUUUGUUCAGCAACACUGUGAAAAUAAUAUUGCAUGGGUACAUAAUGGUGAAAUUUCCCUCUCUCUCACUCUCACACACCUGUAAGAAAAGCCAGCAUUCCUUGCUUGAACACACUAAACUGCUGAAAAUGUGCUGCCCGUCCCAAAUUCUUGCCCCCUCCCCACCCCAGUGUUUGUUUUUACAUUGUCUGUUGUUUUGAAACCAAAUUUUGCUCUUCCAUACACAGCCGUUAGAAAAUAGACCCCUUGAGCUGCAAGGCUGAGUAUUUCAACUUCUUCUGAUAAGAAAAACUAUAGCUCUAGUUCUUUUAGGGUAUUCUAUACCCCUCUACCUUUCCAGUGUGUUGUUUUAUGGGAAACACUGCUUUUUAAUAUAGUUUAUUCCCUUUUCUCGUUGCUAUCUUAAGCCAACAUACAGAUCAGUUCCGGUACGACUCUUGACACAGACAUCCUUCUUGAUUAUCAAAUGUUCCUCCUCAAUGCCUAUCCCAGGAGGCUUUUUUGGGCGGGGGUGGGGAGGGCUGGAUUUCACUGGUGCACAGGAGUGGGCUUUGGGGAUCUAAACUGAGAACCUGUAGGAUCACUCUUAAGGGUGAGGGGGAAAGAAUUAGUGGUCAACUUUUAAAGAUGCCAUGCUAGGGGUGAGGGGGUAGCAGAAAUGAGAGAGAAGCAUUGCCUGUUUUUAGUGAGAAAGGUGGUGUGUGACUUCUUUCAUCUCUGGAAAAGUCCACAGUUUUGUCCUCUGGUAUCAGUAACUUCUAGAUGCUUGGGGGCAGUAGGCCGUUCAAGGGGCUUCGCAGUGCUAAGAAAAGCACAGAACCUUCCAGGGCUCCAACCCUCAUUGGCCCAAAUCUGUCACGUCAUCUAAAGCCAGCUGCGUUAGUUGCAUGUUUUCAUUGAUAUGUGACGCAAUGGCUGCUACUGGUGGAGUCUUGCCGAUAAUUAAAAUGAACCAGCCAUGCUUCUAAACCUCCACUUGGAUGUGGUCACUUAACAUCAGUUUUGGUAGCAGAUUUUUAGGGGGUGGGUUAUUAUAGAACCUCUUAACUUCCUUGGGAAACAGGCAAGUGUGUUCUUUUUUCUCCCCCGAAGGAACUGCUUUUUGGGGUUGGUUGUAGCAAAACAUCCAUUAAAUGCACCCACGAGCUGUGUUCACAAGAAGCCACCGUCUAUUUGCAAGCUGCCCUUUUUUACCUAUUCUCCUCCAGCCCAAUUUUCUUCCUCCUUUUGUCGUUAAACAGUAGCGUUUUAAAUUAUUAGAGGCUCAACUCGGAGCCAACUUGAGAGAUUCCAAAAGGUUUUUUUUUUGGGGGGGGGGGGGGGGCGACAUGUUUUCAUGCAGCGAAGCCUCUUGUGAAUUGUGAUACCCAAAAAUAACUGUGUGCGGUUUUGUGUGUUGUUCAAAAGAAGAACUAAUUUCCAACCUGUGCUUUUCUUCUGGGUAUGUUCAGCGAUCCUUAUGCACAGAGCUGUUGAUAAUUUGGUGUGGGGGGUGGAUGGCGGGGGAAGCGACCUGAACCCAUGCAUCUUGAAACCUUCUCAUUUUGUUCACACUCUUGUUUUCAGUACAAACUUCUUGCAAUUCAGACCAAUCCAAAUAAAAGGGGAUCAGUACUCCACCAAUUA
This is a messenger RNA of Sphaerodactylus townsendi, 10223 nucleotides long. RefSeq names its product nuclear receptor corepressor 1 (gene NCOR1). The record is from RefSeq and is a predicted model, not a curated record. NCBI's taxonomy places the organism in Eukaryota, Metazoa, Chordata, Lepidosauria, Squamata, Sphaerodactylidae. The transcript has 47 exons. Gene Ontology annotation, biological process: negative regulation of transcription by RNA polymerase II. Gene Ontology annotation, molecular function: transcription corepressor activity; nuclear thyroid hormone receptor binding.